CUCCAAACAUUUGAAAUCCCUUUGUAAAACAUCGGAUUUAUUUUUAAAUUAAAAUCUCAAACUCGGGGUUUUACAGAUGGCUGAGAAAAGACUUCAAGAGUUUUACGACGAGAUAAGUGAGGAUCUGACCAGAUGUGUGCAGUUCUGGUUGACACAUUCACACGACGAUAAAUACGGAGGCUUUUUCAAUUGCAUUGAUGAAGACGGAACCGUGUAUGACGAAACAAAACACGUUUGGCUUCAGGCCCGGCAGGUGUGGAUUUACGCUAAGUUGUAUAACGAGGAGGAACAGUUUAACACUCAAGCUGUGCUACAAGCCGCAGAAAAAGACCGAGGCAAUCCAAAUGAUGGACAGACUCAUUCACUGGGUACGCGAGGACGACACGGACAUCCGACAAGGGCGUCCGCCGCUGGCUGGUGAGGCGAGGUCUGAGUCUCUGGCGGUACCCAUGAUGCUGCUGUGUGUGACACACGAGCUUCAAACCCUGGACCCGUCCCUCGGUGCCAGGUACCGCGACAUACAGGAGUGGAGCGUGCAGAAAGCGCUGUCGCAUGUACAGCGCGAGGGGACUGUGAUCCUAGAAAACGUGAGCACUUCAGGAACGGAACUUCCGGGAUCACUGGGUCGUCUCAUGAUACCAGGUAGUGUGAUAUUGCCAGCUAGAACUGUUAAGUAAACUUUUCUGGAAAGA
This is a messenger RNA of Dreissena polymorpha, 692 nucleotides long. Its product is annotated as N-acylglucosamine 2-epimerase-like. The coding region runs from base 198 to 677 and encodes 159 amino acids. Gene Ontology annotation, biological process: carbohydrate metabolic process; N-acetylglucosamine metabolic process; N-acetylmannosamine metabolic process. Gene Ontology annotation, molecular function: N-acylglucosamine 2-epimerase activity. Lineage: Eukaryota; Metazoa; Mollusca; Bivalvia; Myida; Dreissenidae. The transcript has 5 exons. The record is from RefSeq and is a predicted model, not a curated record.